Molecule: messenger RNA, 440 nt
Organism: Grammomys surdaster
Lineage: Eukaryota; Metazoa; Chordata; Mammalia; Rodentia; Muridae
Gene: Clpsl2
Product: colipase like 2
Exons: 3
Coding region: 22-330 (102 amino acids)
Biological process (GO): response to food; lipid catabolic process; digestion
Cellular component (GO): extracellular region
Molecular function (GO): enzyme activator activity
Source: RefSeq, a predicted model, not a curated record
CUUGUGGCCGCCCAGGCCGUCAUGGCCUUCACCCAGGCCUUGGUCACCGUGCUGGCGUUGGUUGCUGGGACCCUGCCACACAGACACAGUAAAACCUCCGUUCUUAAAAAGGGCAACGGAGAGAACUGUGUCCACCACACCCAGUGCUUUAGUGACUGUUGCCUCAUAGACCUGGAAAGAGGGGGGGCCUUCUGCACCUCCAAGUCCCGUGUAGGCAUGGCGUGCUUGCCACAGACCAAAGGGAGUCUGAACAUCAUGUGUCCCUGUCGAACUGGCUUAAGCUGUCAUUCCAAAGACCCCACGUGUGCCCGCCGGUGUCAAAUGAUAUAGAGGAUGACCCUCGCAGGCUGUUCAUGUCCACAGCCGCUGCACCCUCCCUCCCCGGGUGCCACCCCACCCCCACCCCCACAUCGACUCCUGGGCAUUAAAGUCGUUUCCUG